AUGGAUUUAGAAUCGGAGAAAAAUGAGUGGCCAAAACCACGUCGUACGUCUACAAGGAGAAUAAUGGGCCCGUCCCACAGUCUGUCAAAGAAGCCUCAGCCGCUCAUUUUUAUUACCGAGGGCAUUUAUCGAAGCGCGAGAAAUACACUCGUUGGUCCGAGUUGA
This is a messenger RNA of Caenorhabditis briggsae, 165 nucleotides long. The transcript is spliced from 3 exons. The coding region runs from base 1 to 165 and encodes 54 amino acids. Lineage: Eukaryota; Metazoa; Nematoda; Chromadorea; Rhabditida; Rhabditidae. The record is from RefSeq and is a predicted model, not a curated record.